AUGUCAGAAGGAGUUUCUUCCAAGACGGACACAGUCACAAACACCAAAUGGAUCUUGAAACGACGACCUCAAGGAGCUUUUGAUCCCGAAAAGGACGCUGGAAUGGUAUCCGAAGAAAUGCACAUGGCCACAUCCUGUGGGGACGACGAAAUUGUGAUCGAAGUAGACACCCUUUCCGUGGAUGCUUUUAUCCGAACCAUGCUCGAUGAAGAAGCCUACCAUGGCGCAAUCGAUUUAGGAAAAACCAUUCCCGCACUUGGUUACGGCAAGGUGGUAUACUCUGGAAAGAAUGCCAACAAAAAGGUCGGCUCUACAGUCCAGUGCAUGAUGGGUGCCCAGAGAUUUGCUACCGUCAAGGCCUCUGACGCAUUCCCAAAAAUGGAUUUGCCAAGGAUGAGUUCCACAGCAUCCUUAGGAUUGCUGGGUGUGACGACUGGAUUCACUGCCUAUGCCGGCAUCUUCUAUGUUUGCAAACCACCGAAAAAGGGAGACACCGUAGUGAUCACUGCUGCAGCGGGAGCCGUGGGCUCGGUCGCGGUGCAACUGGCCAAGAGCACAGGUGCCAGAGUUAUUGGUAUUGCGGGAGGCCCCCGCAAGAAUCAAUAUUUGAUAGACGACUUGCAAUUGGAUGGAUCCGUGGACUACAAGGAUUCCACCAAGACGGUGGCGCAACAACUAGAGGAGACCUGCCCCAAUGGCAUUGAUUUCAUUUACGACAAUGUUGGUGGACAAAUUUUGGACGAUAUGUUGCUCAAGAUUAAUCCAAAUGCACGUGUGGUCAUUUGUGGUGCCGUUUCCCAAUACAACUCUGGCAAGCUAAACAAGGGACUUGUCCAAGGUCCUUCGAACUACCUCAAACUGGCCGAACGCGGUGCUACCAUGAAGGGAUUCAAUGUCAUGCAGUACUUGCACAAGCUACCAUUCAUGCUAUUUGGAAUGUUCUGGUUGAAUCUACGGGGGAAGGUAACCAUGAACGAACAUAUCGAAACAGGCAUUGAGUCAUUUCCAAAGGCAUUGAAUCAUCUAUUCACUGGAGCGUCCAUUGGAAAAUGCCUUGUUGCUGUUAAAAGCGGAAACACUACUGCUGACAAGAAGAAAGACUAA
Messenger RNA from Cylindrotheca closterium, 1104 nucleotides. The record is from the annotation of a GenBank genome assembly. Lineage: Eukaryota; Bacillariophyta; Bacillariophyceae; Bacillariales; Bacillariaceae.